AUGUACCUCUUUCCAGGCAUUGGACUUGGUGCUCUUCUAUGUGGCUCCAGGAUCAUUUCCGAUGGCAUGUUACAGGCUGCAGCAGAGUGCCUAGCAGCAUAUAUGACUGAAGAGCAGGUUCUCGAUGGGGUUAUAUACCCUUCAACAUCUAGAAUACGGGAUAUAACAAAGGAGGUAGCUGCAGCUGUGGUAAAGGAGGCUAUUGAAGAGGAUUUAGCAGAAGGAUACCGUGAAAUGGAUGCCCGAGAACUACAAAAACUUCCCCCCCCCCCGAGUCAAAUCAACCGCGGCGCGUCUGCCGCGAACAACUAG
This is a messenger RNA of Ectocarpus siliculosus, 312 nucleotides long. The record is from the annotation of a GenBank genome assembly. NCBI's taxonomy places the organism in Eukaryota, Phaeophyceae, Ectocarpales, Ectocarpaceae.